This is a messenger RNA of Dictyostelium discoideum AX4, 1428 nucleotides long. RefSeq lists its product as hypothetical. The record is from RefSeq and is a predicted model, not a curated record. Lineage: Eukaryota; Evosea; Eumycetozoa; Dictyosteliales; Dictyosteliaceae. The transcript has a single exon. The coding region runs from base 1 to 1428 and encodes 475 amino acids.
AUGAAUGAAUAUUUAAAGAAAUAUUUAACACCAAACGAACAAUCAAAUGAUGAAUCAAAUAGAAGCGGCGGUAAUAAAGAAAAAAAAAAAAAGAAAAAGAAAGUAUUGGUAUCUACAGGUAAUAAAAUUGUAGACAUAGAUGAACAACAAGAAAUAAUAUCAAAAGAUGCAAAUGAAAAUAAAAGAAAGAAUUUAAUAAAUAAAUUUAAUAAUAAUAAUAAUAAUAAUAAUAGUAAUAACAAUAACUAUGAUGAUGACAAUGAUAAUGAAGAAGAUGAAGAUGAUAAACCUUUAAUUGUAAAUAGUGAUCAAUUCAAUUUUAAACCUCCUCCUUCUUCAUCGUCAUCAACAUCAUCAACAUCACAAUGGAUAACGAUUGAACCUCCCACUACCAAAAAGAAUAUUGGUGGUAGUAGUAAUAUUUCAUUUGGUAUAAAUAAAAGUUCAAGUGAUAGUGGAAAUAGAAACAACAACAAUAAUAAUAAUAAUAAUAAUAAUAAUGAAGAUUUAUCACCACCAAGAAAUAGGAAUAGUAGUAGCAAUAAUGAAGAUUUAUCACCACCAAGAAAUAGAAAUAACAAUGAGGAUCUAUCUCCACUAAGAAAUAGAAAUAGAAAUAAUAACAAUAAUUAUGAUGAUUUAUCACCACCAAGAAAUAGAAAUAAUAAUAAUAAUAAUAAUAAUAAAGAUUUAUCACCACCUAGAAAUAGAAAUAAUAAUAAUAAUAAUGAUUUAUCACCACCAAGAAAUAGAAAUAGAAAUAGUAAUGAAGAUUUAUCACCACCAAGAAAGAGAACAUUUGAUGAAAUUAAAAGUAAAAAAGAACAAGAAGAAGAAGAGGAAGAAGAGAAUAAAAAACAUAAAGAACAAAAGGAAACAUUUUUAAGAGAACAACAAAGAAUGAUGGGUAGAAAUGCAGAAACAGUAUAUCGUGAUAAAAUUACAGGUAAAAAGGUUGAUCCAAAGAAACAAAAAGAGAUGGAUCUCGAGAAAAAGAGAUUAGAGGAACAAAUUGAAUUAGAGAAAGAUAUGGAAUGGGGUAUUGGUAAAGUUAAAAAGAAAAAAGAGGAAGAGGAAAGAGAACGUAUUCAACGUGAUAUCAAUAAACCAUUAUCAAGAUACAUCGAUGAUGAAGAUUUAAAUAGUGAACAAAUCGAUAAAGAUAGAUGGGGUGAUCCAAUGGCAUUACUAGGAGGAGGUGGUGGUAGUGGUAGAAAAAAGAAAUCAAAAAAAUCAAAUAAAAAUGAUAUAGACAAAAAACCAGAAUACAAAGGUCCUUAUCCUUCAAAUCGUUUCAAUAUUAAACCCGGUUAUAGAUGGGAUGGUAUUGAUCGUAGUAAUGGUUUCGAAAAAGAAUUCAUCUCAAAACAAUCAAGAAAUCAAAAUUUAGCUGAAGAAUCUUAUUAUUGGAGUGUUGAAGAUAUGUAG